CGGACCGGGACCCGCCAGCACUCGCCGUGACCGUGCAGCGUGGCGGUGUUAUGUGCGCACCGUGCGGCGCGAGGGGCCACCGUGUGAAGUGAGUUUCCUUGAAUCAUCUAUAUGGGCCAUCUUCUUUCGAAAAAUGGUUACCGCCUGAAGAAAAGGACACGCAAGUUGCAUCACAGGAAGAAGAAGAAGAGGAACUGCUUCCUGCAGCUGCCCUGCAUGCUCUGCUUCAUCGUCCACAGCAACAGCAGCGGCCUCGACGACGACAGCGACCACUCGGAGGCCGGCGCCAACGGCAGCGCGUGCCGGCGCAGCAGCAUCACAGGAAUCGGCGUGCCCGGCGUGGGCGGAGUCGGCAUCGGGGCGGCGGUUGCCUCGAAGCUCGCCGAGCGGUACGCGACACUCUCGUCCCCCGAGGACCGCUCCAAGUUCCUGUUGUCGCCGCGGGAGCUGGCGAUCUGGGAGGGCCAAGGGAGGAGCCUUUUGUCCGCCGUUCCCUCCAAACUGAUCCCGCCGCCUGUGCUUUUCCGAACCGCCGGGGUGUCUGUGACCGUGCCCGUGCCCGGACCUGUGACCGGCGACUACACUGACAUGGUGUGUAAGAGGAAGUGCUCAGAGGUGCAGAGGUGCACCCCCUGUAAGCAGCCGCGCUGCGCCUUCGCCGCCCCUGACGGAGGGCUGGAGAACGGGGGGGUGGGAGGAGGCGGGGGAGAGGCCGCCACAAACUCUGAAACCGGCCACUGCCACCUCCCCCUCUGUCCACUUCCCUCCUCCGCCGCUUCCUCCUCUUCCUCUGCCUCCGCCUCCUCCUCACCCGCGGACGGCUGCUGCGGGCCGGGCCUUCACGCCGACCUGCCCCACAGUUCGGACUCGUCCCCCUGUUGCCUGCAUUACUACGAUGACUGCCAGGCGAGAUGCUCCGACGCUGCGGAUCACUCGAGCAUCAACCAGCUGCCUUCCUCCAUCCUGCUUAAGGUGCUCUCCCACCUGACAGUGAAGGAGCGCUGUCUGUGUGCCUCUCUGGUUUGUAAGUACUGGAGGGACCUCUGCUUGGACUUCCAGUUCUGGAAGCAAAUCGACCUCAGUGGCCUCCAACAAGUGAACGAUGAUCUCCUGGUGAAAAUCGCCUCUCGGAGGCAGAACGUGACAGAGAUCAACAUCUCGGAUUGCAGAGGGGUCUACGACCAUGGCGUGUCCUCCCUGGCCUCGCACUGCCCAGGCCUGCAGAAGUACACCGCGUACCGCUGCAAGCAGCUCGGGGACAUGUCCCUGUCGGCCUUGGCUACACACUGCCAUCUGCUGGUGAAGGUGCAUGUGGGCAACCAGGACAAACUGACGGACGAAGCACUCAAAAAGCUGGGAGAGCACUGCAGUGAGCUGAAGGACAUCCACCUGGGUCAGUGCUACAGUAUCACAGAUGAAGGCAUGGUGGCUUUGGCUCAAGGAUGCCCAAAACUGCAGAGACUCUACUUGCAAGAGAACAAGCUGGUCACCGACCGGUCCGUGCGAGCCGUCGCAGAGCACUGCCCCGAGCUGCAGUUCGUCGGCUUCAUGGGAUGCCCGGUGACCUCCCAGGGAGUCAUCCACCUUGCUGCGCUGCGGCACCUGAACGUCCUGGACCUGCGGCACAUCUCGGAGCUCAACAACGAGACGGUGAUGGAGGUGGUGAGGAAAUGUCGCAAACUCAGCUCCCUCAACCUCUGCCUCAACUGGAGCAUCAACGACAGGUGCGUGGAGAUCAUCGCCAAGGAGGGCCGCAGCCUGAAGGAGCUCUACCUGGUGUCGUGUAAAAUCACCGAUCACGCUCUGAUAGCCAUCGGCCAGUACAGCAGCACCAUCGAGACGGUGGACGCCGGCUGGUGUCGGGAGAUCACGGACCAGGGAGCCACGCAGAUCGCCCAGAGCAGCAAGUCCCUCCGCUACCUGGGCCUCAUGAGAUGUGACAAGGUGAACGAGGAGACCGUGGAGAGGCUGGUGGUCCAGUACCCUCACAUCGUGUUCAGCACGGUGAUGCAGGACUGCAAGAGAACCCUGGAGAGAGCGUAUCAGAUGGGCUGGAGCCCCAACACCUCCAACACCUCGUAGCUGCUGCUGGAUCUCACUCACACUCACACACACACACUCACACACAUACACACACUCACACUCGCAGAGGCCCUUUUGGUGUACAGACACACGUACACAAUAUUUGUUGAAACAUGCAUGUGAACAUGGAGCGACUCACAGGCGAAGGUCCAGUUCCCCGACUGUUUCAUUUCCAGAACAUCUCUCUUGUUUUAAACGAUUUAAGUACAAAUAUCGGCCGCCUGGUAUUUUGGAGUUCAGCGAGACGGUCGCUACGCCCCGAUUCUCGGUAAUAAUCGACAACCUGACUGAAUCGUCCUCAUCGUCAUUCUCAAUCGGUGAUGUCACUGCCUCGGAGUGGCCGGUCGGUCCAGUUCCGACUCGCCAAGUCCGCGCGUGCUUCGUGCAUCUCGAGAAACGUCCAUCGCAUCCACUUCACACUCGGCGGGGCGCGUUGUUUGGGAGGGCUCUGUCGAAUUUUGGACAAGCACGCUCUGGCGCCCGAACGACCAUCGAGUGGGUCCGGGAGUGCUCGCACGCCACGUCCAUCUGACUCCACUCUGUUCACCGCGGAGCUUUCAGUUCCCACGUGACGCUGGACAUUUUACUGAAUACGUUAUGUUUGAAUUGUUCUAUUUUAUGUGUCAGAUCUGAACGGACUGUCUAAAGGUCAACGGCCACAGGCCAAAGGUCAGGUCCCCCCCCCCCCCCACCCGGGUGUUUUCUCACCGGUGUGGCCGUGGCUCGGUCGACGCGUGACCUCGUCGGUAUGAGCGGUUCUCGAGAAAGCACCACAGGACGCACACUCGCCCGUUCCACCGGGGAGGUAGUCGAGGUAAGGACACAUAUGGGGGGGGGGGGGGGGUCUGGUCUUGAAUACAUGGAGAAGAUCCAAACCAUAGCGCAUCCUGAAAUCAGAGACCAACGAGCACAGAUGAGAACAAAGGCGCGUCUCCCCGCCCCCCUCGGCCCUCGGUGGCGUUGACGUCCUUCAGACUGAACGCCGCGUCCUGCAGCGAGAUCGCACGACGCCCAGCGGGGACUCGGAGCUCGGGACUCAGGAGACGGCAUCCCUGCAACUGAAGGCCAGAAGACUGCCGGGCGCUUCAGACUUCGGUUUUUAUUCUUCUUCUCCUCUCUUGGACGUCCAGCGCGGAGCCGCGGGCGUCGAGACGGUCGCCGAGGCUCGCCGAGGCUCGCUUUGAAGGACGGAUCUCUUCGCCGUGGCUCGAUAUGCACAUUGUCACGGCACGGAAAGAAGGAUUCAACCCCCCCCCCCCCCCCCCCGGCAACGUCGCGGCAGGGAGAAAGCGUCGAUUAUUUCUCCCAAAAGAAACGGCAUGUUUACACUCGGAUCCUCGUCUUUUUUUUUUCUCUCUUCUUUUCUUUUUAGCUCCAGAGAUAUUAUCAACAUGUGAGCCGCCGUUCUGUGUGACUUGGGAACAAUGCUGUGUUGUGAUGCCGUGCUUAGAGUUAGAGCAUCAGUGAGUCCGUUCAGUACGUGCUUGAAAUAGAAGUUGCCUUUACCUAAAAAAAAGAAAAAACCCUGGCUGAUGUUCUCAGAAGAACAACCACCACCCCGUGAUGACAGGUAAGAGGAAAUGUUGCCUUAAUGCUGAGUGGGUACUGUAAUUGCCAUCCAAUUAGCGAGCCAGAAUUUAUUGAGGAAAUGUUUAUCUGACUUUAUCUCAUACCAUAUUCCCAAUAUUUGAUAUAUACAUAUGAAUAAAUAUUCCUGAUAUUGGUUUUUGAGCAUAUUCUUGUAACAUUAGCUAUGUAGCAAAUGCAAUGAGGGAUUUAUCUUUCUUUGUGGUGUAGGAUGUAAAAAAAAAAUAGAAUAAGAAAAAGAAAAAAAACUGUCUAGAGCCUUUCACCAGAGAGUUAAAGUUUUUUUUUUUUCUUCAUCUCUCUUAUAGAAACUCAGUAGUGUACAGUUAAAAAUGCAAAUAACCAGGGUAUUUUUAUAUGGUGUGAACCAGCUCUGGGCUCGGCCGCCACACACCGUCACUCAGACGUGAACAAUAGCUUCCUGAGCCUCGAGGUGUGAGUAGAACUGUACACUUUCUACAGCAUAUAGAGAUUUCAGACAACUAAAAACACCGUCAUUUUACCCUUGUCAGGAUUUGUAGACUUUAACCGGUGUCUCCCCGCUGCCUGUUUUUGUUCCGUUUGUGUUCUUUUGUAAUCCCCAUAUGCACUUUCUUCCCGGCUAGAUGUUGACACACUUGAUUCCUGAUUUGUUAAGGCAACCGUAAAUGACUGGAUUUACAUAAAGAUGAAUAAAACACUA
This is a messenger RNA of Pseudoliparis swirei, 4351 nucleotides long. It is a transcript of the gene fbxl17, whose product is annotated as F-box and leucine-rich repeat protein 17. Gene Ontology annotation, cellular component: SCF ubiquitin ligase complex. Lineage: Eukaryota; Metazoa; Chordata; Actinopteri; Perciformes; Liparidae. Gene Ontology annotation, biological process: SCF-dependent proteasomal ubiquitin-dependent protein catabolic process. The transcript has 11 exons. The coding region runs from base 112 to 2082 and encodes 656 amino acids. The record is from RefSeq and is a predicted model, not a curated record. Gene Ontology annotation, molecular function: protein binding.